Messenger RNA from Agelaius phoeniceus (red-winged blackbird), 1134 nucleotides. NCBI's taxonomy places the organism in Eukaryota, Metazoa, Chordata, Aves, Passeriformes, Icteridae. The record is from RefSeq and is a predicted model, not a curated record.
AUGAAUAAGACAAGGGCUGUUAAUGAUGUUUUUCAUUUCCUGAUCAGCAAGAACUGGAGCUCAAGCCGAAGCUUUCCUAUGAACAUUUCUAAUCAGUGCAUGAACAUCACUGACCUUACUGUCUUUCUGGCCACCUCCUACAGCUUGGAGACUGUUCUGGGCAUUGUGGGAAACAUCUGUCUGAUUGCUGUCAUUGCCAGGCAGAAGGAAAAGGCAAAUGUCACCAAUAUCCUAAUUUCCAACUUAAUAAUUUCAGACUUGUUUAUGUGUCUCGUCUGCCUGCCUUUCACCGUCGUUUACACUAUGAUGGACUACUGGAUAUUUGGAGAAGUCAUGUGCAAAAUGACCUCUUUCACUCAGUGCACAACUGUGACAGUGUCAAUCCUUUCCCUUGUCCUUAUUGCUCUGGAAAGACACCAGCUCAUCAUAAACCCAACUGGCUGGAGGCCAAAUACCUCCCAAGCCUACCUAGGAAUUGGAGUGAUUUGGACUUUAGCAUGUCUCAUGUCCCUACCCUUUCUGACCACAUCCAUCUUGUCUAACGAGUUGUAUGAGCAGCUCUCACACUUCAUGAAUUUUUCCACUGAUAAGGCAAUAUGUAUCAACUCGUGGCCUUCUGAGCAACACAAACUUAUCUACACUACCACUUUACUGCUCUUGCAAUAUUGCAUCCCUCUGUUCUUCAUCAUCCUUUGCUACCUGCGAAUCUACUUACGCCUGCAGAAGAGGAAGGACAUGUUUGAGAAGAGCGAGUACAGCAACCGAGCGGUCCAGCUGAGAAGGAUAAACAUCUUGCUAGCAUCCAUGGUUGCUGCUUUUGCUGUUUGCUGGCUACCACUGCAUGUUUUCAACACCAUUGUGGACUGGAAUUACAAAAUCAUUUCGCCUUGCCACCACAACCUGAUCUUCUCAUUGUGCCACCUGGUAGCUAUGGCUUCUACCUGUGUCAACCCUGUUAUCUAUGGUUUCCUAAACAGCAACUUCAAAAAAGAAGUGAAGUCACUGAUUCUAAGCUGCCAGCAUAAUUCAGUAACUGCCUCAAUGGAAGAAUAUGAUCAUUUGCCUUUAUCCACCAUGCAGACUGAAAUUUCCAAGGGGUCACUGAUGUUGAACUGUAGGCACAAUUCUAUCUAA